CACAUUAUCGGUCUCCUCUCCUCCACUGAAACUGACCAUUUAUUACAGAAAGGAGGGAGAGAGAGAGGGGGAGAGAGAGAGAGCAAAGCUUUUGAAAAAGAACCGCCCAAACGCCCUCUUUCUGUUCUCUCUCGGAGCUCAUCGGAGAAAUGGAGAACGAGAACGCUGCGGGUUCCAAGGAAAACGGAGGAGGUCCGACUUACGGCGGGGAUUACGUACAGUACAAUGUUCUGGGGAAUGUGUUCGAGGUCUCCGCCAAGUACUUCCCCCCCAUUCAGCCUGUCGGCCGCGGAGCCUAUGGCAUCGUCUGCUGUGCCAGAAAUUCGGAGACCAAAGAAGAAGUCGCGAUCAAGAAGAUUGGGAGUGCGUUUGAUAACAGGAUUGAUGCGAAGAGGACUCUCCGAGAAAUCAAACUCCUCUGCCACAUGGACCAUGAAAAUAUAAUCAAGAUCAAGGAUAUCAUAAGGCCACCGAACAGGGAACAGUUCAAUGAUGUUUAUAUCGUGUAUGAGUUAAUGGACACUGACCUGCAUCAAAUCAUACGCUCGAGUCAAGCUCUAACUGACGAUCACUGUCAGUAUUUCCUGUAUCAGCUGCUCCGGGGACUGAAAUAUGUUCACUCAGCAAACGUCUUACAUCGAGAUCUAAAGCCAAGCAAUCUGCUCCUCAACGCGAACUGUGAUCUCAAAAUCUGUGAUUUUGGCCUUGCAAGGACAACUUCUGAGACAGACUUCAUGACUGAAUAUGUUGUAACAAGGUGGUACCGUGCCCCAGAAUUGCUCCUCAACUGCUCGGAGUACACUGCUGCAAUCGACAUUUGGUCCGUGGGCUGCAUUCUUAUGGAGAUAAUUACAAGGGAGCCACUAUUUCCGGGUAAAGACUAUGCUCAACAAUUGGCACUCAUAACUGAGCUACUAGGAUCACCGGGUGAUUCGGAUCUUGGAUUUUUGAGGAGCGAAAAUGCCCGCAAGUAUGUUAAGCAGCUCCCUCAAGUCCCAAAGCAAUCAUUUUCUAAGAAGUUUCCGGAGGCUUCCCCCUUGGCCAUUGAUCUCGCCGAGAGAAUGCUAGUUUUCGACCCUAGGGAGCGUAUAACAGUCGAUGAAGCUCUCAAUCAUCCUUAUCUGUUGAGCCUCCAUGAGAUCAACGAGGAGCCCACUUGUCCAUCUCCAUUCGUCUUUGAUUUCGAACAGGCAUCCUUGGACGAGGAAGACGUAAAGGAGCUUAUAUGGUUAGAGUCUUUGAACUUCAACCCUAUAGAGGAUUUCGUCAUUUCUUGCAAGUGAAUGUAUAGUAUAUUGCAACUCCAUCCUGGAAUCAGGAUUGAGCUACCAGGGUGAACUCAAAAGUAUAUUGGUAUCUUGUGCUUAUGGGGAGAUUGUGUGCAUAAAAGAGUGAGGCUAAUGUUCUCCUAGCCUUGCUCAAUUUUCGGCGAAUUGUGGUUGUAUGUUUGCUGCUGAAGGAAAUACAAGAAUCUGUUUGUGCCCGA
Messenger RNA from Punica granatum (pomegranate), 1486 nucleotides. Lineage: Eukaryota; Viridiplantae; Streptophyta; Magnoliopsida; Myrtales; Lythraceae. The record is from RefSeq and is a predicted model, not a curated record.